AUGGGCGAGUGGAAACAAGGCUUGUUCGGCUGUUUCGGCAACUGCGGUAUCUGCAUCGUGUCGUACUUCCUGCCGUGCUACGCUCACGGCAAGACGGCAGAGGCUGUUGGAGACAGUUGCUUCAUGUGCGGCCUGGCCAUCUUCGUGCCUCUCUUGAACUGGUACGCCGUCCUGAAGACCAGGGGGAAAGUACGGGAGAAACACGGCAUACCUGGGAGCACUGGGAAGGACGCCCUGGCGAGCUGCUGUGCGGUCUGCUCCAUCGCACAGCAGAAAGCUCAGAUGCAAGUCACUGCCGUGGGGACGGGUGAGUCUAUGGCGAGGUGUUAA
This is a messenger RNA of Asterias rubens (European starfish), 330 nucleotides long. RefSeq names its product protein PLANT CADMIUM RESISTANCE 2-like. The record is from RefSeq and is a predicted model, not a curated record. The coding region runs from base 1 to 330 and encodes 109 amino acids. The transcript has a single exon. NCBI's taxonomy places the organism in Eukaryota, Metazoa, Echinodermata, Asteroidea, Forcipulatida, Asteriidae.